AUGGGUCUCCAAGGCAAAUCCCAGACUUGCGCAGCCAAGCUCCUGCGCGGAGUCGGCGUCGCGGUCAUGGGCUCCGUCAAACGCUCGCAUCCGGACGAAGUUGCACGGUGGCCGUCGCGGGAUGAAGGGCGCACGAUCAAAGUCCACAUCUACCGGCCUCCAGCCGAGUCAGCCCAAACCCCAACCCCGGUUCUCGUCAACAUGUGCGGCAGCGGGUUCAUCCUCGACGGUCACGGCACCGACGACGAGUACUGCCGGUUCAUCGCCUCCCACACGUCUUACACGGUCGUGGACUUACAGUACCGCCUGGCGCCCGAGCAUCCGUUUCCCGCAGCCUUCCACGACGUCGAGGACGCAGUCCGGUAUAUCCAACAACAUCCGCAACAGUUCGACCGGGCGCGCCUCGCGCUCUCCGGGUUCAGCGCGGGCGCCAACCUCGCCCUGGCCGUCUCGGCCGUCAGCGACAUCCCGCGCGAAGCCAUCCACGCCACCGUCGUCUUCUACCCGUCGUGUGACCUGGCCGAGGAUUUCGCCGACAAGGCCGCCCCCGACAACAGCAGCCGGCUCAAGAUGCCGGCCGGCCUCUCGCGCUUCUUCCAUCGCUGCUACUUCCCUGCCAGCGACGAGGAUGCCGAUGACCCGCGGAUCUCGCCCGCGUUUGCCGCGCCGGAACGAUUUCCCGACAAUCUCGCUGCCAUCACGGCAGCCCAGGACCCCUAUGCCCCGGAGAUGGAGAGGCUUGCGGAGGCCGUCGACGCAUUACCGGGACGGAGGGUCGUGCUCAAGCGCAUGGAGCACUGUCCACAUGGGUGGGACAAGCGGGCCAAGGAAGGGACGGUGGGAGCGGAGGCCAAGCAAGAGGCAUAUGAGCUGGUGGCGCAGUUUUUGGGCUCAAUAUAG
Messenger RNA from Aspergillus saccharolyticus JOP 1030-1, 900 nucleotides. RefSeq names its product putative esterase/lipase. NCBI's taxonomy places the organism in Eukaryota, Fungi, Ascomycota, Eurotiomycetes, Eurotiales, Aspergillaceae. Gene Ontology annotation, molecular function: hydrolase activity. The transcript has a single exon. The record is from RefSeq and is a predicted model, not a curated record. The coding region runs from base 1 to 900 and encodes 299 amino acids.